This is a messenger RNA of Peromyscus eremicus (cactus mouse), 4660 nucleotides long. RefSeq names its product phosphatidylinositol glycan anchor biosynthesis class W (gene Pigw). Gene Ontology annotation, biological process: GPI anchor biosynthetic process; protein localization to plasma membrane. The record is from RefSeq and is a predicted model, not a curated record. Gene Ontology annotation, cellular component: endoplasmic reticulum; membrane. The coding region runs from base 6 to 1517 and encodes 503 amino acids. The transcript has a single exon. Lineage: Eukaryota; Metazoa; Chordata; Mammalia; Rodentia; Cricetidae. Gene Ontology annotation, molecular function: glucosaminyl-phosphatidylinositol O-acyltransferase activity.
AAAAAAUGUCUCAAAAGCAGAUGAAGGAAGCUUUUGUCAGUAACCUCAAUGGAACCAGCGUGCUGGAAGUGACCCAGGGCUUGUGCUUUCCUGCAUUCUGUAUCCUGUGCAGAGGCCUUUUGAUCAUUUUCUCAGAGCACUUGUGUUCUUUCUCACUCCACCGGAGCACACGAUUCUUCAUGGACUUUGUUGUUCUCAUAGUCCCCCUGGUGGUCACUCUGACUGUAUUGUCUUCGUUUAUUCUCCUUGAGAGUCUCGCUGUGAUUGCCUGCGGGGCAUGGCUGUUGUAUCAGAUAUACCAGAGGAGGACUUGCUGUGCCAAAGUGCCUGUCCAGAAAGUCUUUGCAAACUUCUUGAAAAUCAGCCUAGAGUCAGAGUACAAUCCAGCCAUCACCUGUUACCGGGUCAUUAACAGUGUAUUCACUGCUAUUGCCAUUUUGGCUGUGGACUUCCCACUUUUCCCUAGAAGAUUUGCCAAAACGGAGCUUUAUGGGACAGGGGCCAUGGAUUAUGGAGUAGGUGGUUUUAUUUUUGGGGCUGCAAUGGUUUGUCCAGAGCUUAGAAGGAAAUCUGUAGAAGGGUCCAGAUUUAAUUACCUUAGAAAAUCACUGUAUUCUGUCUGGCCGCUCGUCUUCUUAGGAAUGGGACGGUUAGUCGUUAUAAAAUCCAUAGGCUAUCAGGAACAUUUAACCGAGUAUGGAGUUCACUGGAAUUUUUUCUUCACCAUCGUAGUUGUGAAAUUAAUAACAUCCCUUCUUUUGAUCAUUUUUCCUUUAAAUAAGUCGUGGGUUGUGGCUGUCAGCAUUACUGUGUCGUACCAGCUAGCUCUCGACUUGACUCCACUCAAGAGGGUAAUUUUGUAUGGCACUGAUGGUAGCGGCACGAGAGCUGGGUUAUUUAACGCCAACCGAGAAGGAAUCAUUUCCACUCUGGGGUACGUGACAAUCCACAUGGCUGGCGUGCAGACAGGGUUGUAUGUGCUUAAGAACAGAACACAUAUCAGAGACUGGAUAAAAGUUGCUUGUUGUAUUCUCUUAGUGGCUGUUAGCUGCUUCAUUUCCCUUUAUAUAGUUCAAGUAAAUAUAGAAGCCGUAUCUCGAAGAAUGGCCAAUUUAGCCUUUUGUAUGUGGGUGGUUGCUUCUAGCCUGCUGCUUCUUAGCUGUCUGUUACUGAGUGAUAUAAUUUUGAGUUUUGCCAAAUUUCUAAUUAAAGGGGCUCUAGUACCAUGUUCUUGGAAACUUAUACAGUUGCCUGCUACAAAUAAAAAACAUUCUGAAUCUCUAAUCCUAGAAGCUGAAAAAAAAGAGCCCAGCCUUUGUUUAAUCACAGCUCUAAACAGAAACCAGCUGUUUUUUUUCUUACUGUCAAAUAUAACAACUGGUCUAAUUAACCUGAUGGUGGAUACAUUACACAGUAGUGCCUCCUGGACCUUAGUUGUGCUCGGUAUGUAUAUGUUUACCAACUGUUUGGUUAUAUAUGUCCUUAAUUUACAAGGUAAAACCGUAAAGUUUUGGUGAUGAAUGGAUAGGCUGUAUAUAUUUGAACAGCAUUAUUUAGGGAGGAGAGCAACUGUGAAGGAGAUGUGCUCUUAGCAAUCCAGUCUUCACUGUAUUUUAUCAAAAGUUUCAAUCCUCUGACAGAAAUUAAACAUUUUUUGAGGAAGACUCCUGCCACUCUACCUGGAUGUGUAAUACAUUUGGACAUUAUGUAAAACAAGCCAACAGAAGUGGUGUACGGCUUGAAUCUCAGAGCAUGGGCGGCAGGGGCAGGCAGGUCUCAGUCGAGGCCAGCCUGAUAUAUAUGCUGAGUUUCAGGACAGCCAGGGCUAUGUAGAGAGACCCUCAGGAAAAAAAAAAGGUGAAACUAAGUCUUGUGACUUAUUGGAACUUAUAAAAUGCCAGUAUUUUAAAGAACUUGUUUACAGGAUUUCGUUUUGUCUGGAGCUCACUAUGGUGCUCAUACCUCAGCCUCAGCACUGGGGUUUCAGGCAUGAGCCACCACACGCAACUUGUUGGUAGUUUUGACACUUGCAAGAUGGAGGGUGGGAUUUUUUUACUUUUCAUAUAACAUUAUGCCAUUGUAUUUGUGGUGGUUUAUAUGGAUAUAUAGUUGUAUGAUUAUGUUUGUUACAUGAUGUUUACAUUAAGAUAUUUAUGAAUUGUCAUUUCAAAAGAUUUUGUGUGUAGAUUUUGCCUGCAUGUAUGUACAUCACAGGUGUGCAAUACCCAUAGAGGCCAGAAGAGGGGGUUUAGAUACCUUGGGACUGGAAUUACAAAUGGUUGUGAGCUGCCAUAUGGGCGCUGGGAAUUGAACCUGGGGCCUCUGGAAGAGAAGCAAGUGCUCUGCAUCGCUAAGCCAUUUUUCAAGUUCCUCUAUUUUCUUUUAGUUGGGAAUCUCACUAUGUAUCCCUUGCUGACCUGGAACUCAAUAUAUAGACCAAGCUCACCUCAGACUCAUAGAGAUCUGUCAUCUUUUGCUUCCUGAGAGCUGGGAUCAAAAGCAUGUACCACCAUGCCCAGAAAAUUAUAGAUUUUUCAAUGCAUCAAUUUUUUUUAAAGUUUCCUUUUUAUUAGAUUUAUUCCUUUCUUAUUUGUUGUGCCUGCAUGUGUGUAGGUGUACCACAAGCAUGCUUAGUGUCUUAAAGGAUUAGAAGAACAUUUCAUUUCCUGGAAACGAGUGAUGGAUGGUUGUAAAUGACCAUGUGGGUACUGGGAAUCGAACCUUGGUCCUCUGCAAGAGUAGUAAGUGCUCUUAACCAUUUGAGCCAUUUCUCCUGCUCCUUCAACACAUCUUUUCAUCUUUUAAUAAAGUCUAGGACUAAGAAGCAAGUGCUUAAAACCUGAUACAUUUGAAACCAGAAAAAAGUUAAGUGUAAUAAAUAAUGAUUGAAUUGGAUGAUCUUAAAUAUGUUACUUAAAACCAGUUUUUUUUAGGUACCUGAUACAUUUUACUUUUUUUUUUAAAUCUUUAAGUUUUGAUACAGGAUCUUACUAUGUAGUCCACACUAGCUUUGAACUCUCCCUGUAGCUCAAACUGGUCUGGAAUUUAUGCUCACCCAGCCUCAGUUUCUCAAAUGCUAGGAUUGUAAGAGUACACCCUCAACCCAGCUAUACAAGUUUUAAGACUGAUUCAUUGUAGCCUACUCUGUGCUAGGCACACAAUAAUAGAACACAACUAAGGGAUACAUCUUGUAAUCAUAGCACUCAGGAGGCUGUGGCAGGAGCUAGAGCUCAAGGCUAGCCUGGGCUACAUAGAUCCUGUCUCAAAAGAUAAAUUUCUAGUAUCUUGGAACUUUCAGUCUAGUGAAGGGAAACACAUUAAACUAAUAUAAAUACCGAGUCAUAGGGAAGAAAAAAUACCUGUGGAUUGUUACAAGCGUCAAACCAAGAACCAAUCUAGGAAGGAAACAAGUUUUCUCCAUAGAUGGAUAUUUUUGAGGUAAUCCUAAUGGAUGAUAGUGUAUCUGGGGAUAGAAGGGUAGACAGCAGAGUACUGAAUGUAUGAUGAAUCUGUCAGCAAAAGUUCUAAGUUGGGAGAGAACCUCUGUAACUCAGAAAAAGGGAGUGUGGGAUGUAAGCUGGAGAAACAGGAGGGGACCAGAGAAGGAAGCCUCAACUAUAGGAAAGAGAAUCAAGAAAAUCAGUGAGAAAUGAAAUCUUCAAGCACAUAUAGUCUAAUAAAAAUAAGGUUACAUUAAGGCUUAAUAGACUGCUGAGAACUCGAACGAUUUCAAGUUUUCAAGCCGAUCUUUGACUCGCCUGUUAAGUCUAAAGAUGUAAAAAUCACAGGGUCUUUAGUUUCCAGUUCUGAUGUUCAAUGUGUAUGUUAUUUGUUUUGGUUUUUUGAGAUAGUCUGUGUAGUCUUGGCUGGUCUGGAACUAUAUAGGCCACUCUGGCCUCCAGCUAACUCAUGGAGAUCGAUCUGCUCCCAAGUGGUGGAAUAAAUGCUGGCUACCACCAUGCUUGGCCAAUGUGUAUAUUUUAAGGCAGGGACAAUACUGGCCAGCUGUGGUGACAUAAACCUGUAGUCCUAGGACUUGGGAGAUGGAGGUGGGAGGAUCAGGAGGUAGAAGCCAGGCUAGACCUGUGUGUGUAGUGGUGGGGGAUGAGAAUGAAAUUGUGCUUUUCUUGUUUCAAGGACAAAUCAGAAAUAGUUGCUUGUGAGGGUGUUUAAUUUGAUAUUUAGAGCAAUCUAAAUUAUUUGUGUAGUUUAGAACAGGUGGAGCCUCCUGGUACAGGUUUGCUGUUUGAACUAAUUGGCUUCAGAUUGUAGACUCUAUUUUUUAGUGGUGCUGGGGAUUAAACUAGAACUUCAAAUUUGCUGGGCAAGCAUUGUACUGAGCCACACCCCUAACUCUGAGAAUGUAUUUUUUUAAUGUAAAUAUACUGUUAAAUGUGUUUACUUCAGCUUCUUGAUGGCUAAUUUUGUGUUAAGAUGACGUAUUUGCUGACUACAAUUAUAUCAGAUUAUAUUUUCAAUUAAAAAGUUUAAGACUUUUGAAAUUUAACCAAUAAGAUUGUAGUAUGUAAAUUAAGCAUGACUAGGACAGUUGAUUUUUCUGCUGUGUCACAGUACCAGGACCCCACAGUUUAUCUAUGGGAGCUGCCAGAAGAAGGCAGAGUAGCUCAGCUACUACAUUCAUUUAGAGAAAGUAGUUAUC